GUCAGCCUCGCGGCUUGGGAUAUGAUUUGGAUGAGGAAUGUGCAUCUUUUUUUCGGGGUCGCUUACCGUCCUCCAGAGAUCAGUGGGGAGGGUGCCGGGUCAGGAACUCAGCACUCUUCCUCUUUGCUUGGAGACAACCCUUUCUUUCUGAUACAGGUUAUCAGACGGGCGAUCCGGGCUCACGGAUCUGAAAGGGGGGAAAGGUAGCGGCGGAGUGGGUCAUUUUACAUCUGGUAUGUAUGUGAUCUCAAUUUUCGGCGACUGUGUAUGUCUUCUGGAUAGGCCCAUCCCCUAUCGUCCAGGCUGGGUUACAAGAAUACCUGGAUAUGCUCGUGGUCUUUUCUUCUUCAUUGAAUGGAGAGACGAGAUGGCGAGAAUCGGAUGCUGGCACCGCUGGUUCAUUCAAGGACUGGUUUCCUGUCUUCUCUUCUUUCGUUGUUUGGUCCUUGCUAGUCUUGUUCUAUGCAUUGGUCGCUUGAGCAUGAUGUAUCCAAUUUCAAACCAUCCUAAUUUGAAAUAUGAAAGAAUCUUGAUGGGCCAGAUUGGCGUUCGUCGUAUUCCGUAUUGCGCGCCGUAAACAGACUCGCCGGGCCCAUGACGUCAGAUCCCCGAGCCGGGCAGAAAGCCGCGGACAAUCUCCAGGGGUCACUCUCUCUGCUUCAUCCU
Messenger RNA from Aspergillus steynii IBT 23096, 666 nucleotides. RefSeq lists its product as uncharacterized. The transcript has 2 exons. Lineage: Eukaryota; Fungi; Ascomycota; Eurotiomycetes; Eurotiales; Aspergillaceae. The record is from RefSeq and is a predicted model, not a curated record. Bases 236 to 577 code for a protein of 113 amino acids.